AAAAAAAAAAAAGGACGCAGACCUGGUUUCAUCUGGGACGAAAUAUAAAAAAAGGGUCAUAAGUGGUGGUUUUGACAGUAUAAAUACCCCGACCUCUUCUCUUUCGUAGCUACUUUUUCUCCACAUUUUAUUUCCCCUCCCCCUUAAUCAUGGACAUUCGCAAUAUACUCUUCAGGAGACUCGCAUCCCCACUCGUCCAGGUCGUUCUUUUGGGCUUCGUAUGUCUUUGCUGCCCGGGCAUGUUCAAUGCCCUCAACGGCCUGGGUGCGGGUGGUAUGAUGGCUUCAGAUAUCGCUUUGGUGAACUCUGCCAACAGUGCUCUGUACGCUUGUUUUGCCGUCGUCGGCUUUUUCGCUGGUUCUGUCACCAACACAUUAGGUGUCAAGACCACAUUGACAAUCGGUUCCGCUGGUUACGCUGUUUACUCCUCAUCAUUGUGGGUUUACGACGCGAAACAAGUCUCCGGAUAUGUCAUUGCAUCUGGCGCCAUCUUGGGUUGUUGUGCAGGCAUCUUCUGGUCUGCUCAAGGUGCCAUCAUGAUGGCCUACCCCGAAGAAAAGAACAAGGGCAAGUACGUCGCAAUCUUUUGGACCUUAUUCAACAUUGGUGGUAUUCUCGGCUCAGUCAUCACCCUCGGAAUCAACCUUGAAUCGGGAGGCGACGGUGGCGUAUCAACUGGAACAUACACUGCAUUUGUUGUCAUCAUGAUUGUUGGCAUUUUCCUCUCCCUGAUCCUCGCUCCUCCUUCCAUGGUCGUCCGUUCUGACGGUACGCACGUUUCUGUCACCAAAUCUGCUCACUGGCUUGAAGAGCUUAAAGGUGUCAUUCGAGUCUGGAAGGAAUGGCGCAUCAUUUGUUUGAUACCCGCAUUUCUGGCCUCUAACUGGUUCUACGCUUAUCAAUUCCACGUUAACGCCGUCUAUUUCGAUGCUACCACUCGUGCAUUGAACGGUACCAUGUACUGGGGUAUGCAAAUCAUCGCCUCCAUCAUCUUUGGUUUCAUCCUCGAUUAUCAAGGCUUAAGCCGUCGUGUCAGAGCUCUCUUGGGUGCUGCCAUCUUGUUUGUUGUCAUGAUGGCCAUUUGGGCAGGUGGCCUGGUUUUCCAGCUUUCAUUUGAAAACGACUACGAUGACCCGAUCCAUUGGACCGACUCGCGGUUCGGCCGGCCUUUCUUGCUUUACAUCUUCUACGGUUUCUCUGACGCUUUAUACCAGUCGUACUUGUACUGGCUUAUGGGUGCAAUGUCAAACGAUCCAAAAUUGCUCGCACGCUACGCCGGCUUCUACAAAGCCAUGCAGUCGGCUGGUGCCGCGAUUUCGUUCGGUAUCGAUUCUGCUGGUGUCCGCUUGCGAUGGGCAUGCGUUGUUUGCUGGGUUAUUGUCACUAUCUCGUUCCCAGGCAUGUUUGUUGUCGCUAACCAGAUUUCACAAACGAAUGCCCCAGCAGAAGACACAGUUGAUAACGAUAGCUCGUCAACAGAACACAACAUGUCAGUGAUGGAAAAGCCAUCGCAGCGCAGCAUUUCCGAUGGAAAGUACGAAGUUUAAUACAUUUAUAAACUCUUCCAUAUCCUCUUUCCUCCCCUCAUACAUAAUCUCAUUUUCCGUUUGUACACUACUCUCCACUUCCAUCAUCUGUAUCCUUUCCUCUUUUACACGCACGCUGCUUUCACGCAUCUCCUUGUACUAUAUACUGUAUAGCUCCUCGUAUGUUACCAUUUCAAUAAUAACUAAGGCUAAGUUUUCUUCAGCAUAAAUUUCUCACUGGACCCUGUCG
Zychaea mexicana is the source of this 1776-nucleotide messenger RNA. RefSeq names its product major facilitator superfamily domain-containing protein. The record is from RefSeq and is a predicted model, not a curated record. The transcript has 3 exons. Bases 150 to 1547 code for a protein of 465 amino acids. NCBI's taxonomy places the organism in Eukaryota, Fungi, Mucoromycota, Mucoromycetes, Mucorales, Lichtheimiaceae.